UGAUUCCUCUGCUUCUCCGCCGCUAGGGUUCCCAAUCCCACUUCUCUUCUAGUCUCUGGUGAGCGGGUGCUUCAAACUACCGCCGCAUCUCGAGCGGUUCCCAUCUCUUCGUCUCCUGCGCUUGUUUCUCUGGUGAGUCUUUUUGCGCUCUUCUCUUCCUUCUCGAAAUUUUCUUUCUAAAAAAAGACUUUUUGUGGGAUUCAUGCCUCGGAGGUUGGAAAAUGGCUAGGGUUACUACUUACUAUUUUAAGAAUUUUCUUUUAUGGUUUCUGUGGGUGAGGACUUCGAGUGAUUUCGCAUUCUUGUUGUUAGGAAAGUGAAAAUUUUCUUAAUCUGAUGAGUUGGGGGGCCUUUGCCCUUAAUGGUUCAUCCCUUCAUAUUCUGAGUUAUGUUCACCCCCUUGUCUACUGAAUGGAUUUUUGUUUUGUAUGUCGUUUACUUCUUCUCAUUUAGUUCUGCCCGUAAUAUGAUACUGUUAGCUACCUCUUUGGUAGACGAAUGACGAUAGGAGAAGAAAUUGAAGUUUAAUAGAGAAGGUAAAACAAAUAGAGAGACCAUUGAGUUCAUCCUACCAUAUCUGGUUGAGAAACUAUCCAUUAGCCUGGUUGGAGUAGAUUCUUGGCUAUUGUUGUCUUCUCUGGUCCGAAGUAAAGCCUAUCAGGGAUGGCUAUAUAAGAGCAUCCACAGUGGGAGCUCCUUCAUUGAUUUCGAGGAGAGCUGCUUCUUCGUGUGUUUUUUUAUUAAAUGUUUUUUUUAAUUUCUGUUUAAACAAAUAAAAAUAAUAAAAUAUUAAAAAAAGGUUUGGUAACAUUAUUUUCCUUGUUAAUUUGUGAAUUUAAAUUUUAUAAAAAUUUAAUUAUAUAUAAUUUAAAAUAUGAAAGAGAGAUGAGAAAUAUAUAUAAUGAAAAGUGUGGGACUCAGUGAAGGAGUUGUUGAAAGGUUUUUUUUAUAGUAGAAAGAUGUAUGAGGUUUUUUACUUUUAAUGUGGCACGGAUAUGGCAACGAAAGAGCUCAUGAAGAAGUUCUACGUAUGUGGAUGCCCUAAGUGCACCUCAAAGUAAACAAUAUAUUUAUGCAUAUAUGCGGGAAUGCAAUUGCCCAGGGUAGUAGGGUACAUGGUCUCUCUUUUGAGAAUUUGUUAGGCUAUAUAUAUAUAUAUAAGUUGUUUUAUUGGUUCUUCAGGUAAUAUAUAUAAGUUCUAGUCUGGCUCUAGCUUUGGAAUAUAUGGAUAGAUGAUAUGGGUGAGUCAUAGUAGCAAGAUUGGAAUGUUUAUAAUGUGCAUGCAGAAGAAGUUACUGAGUGAUCAGUCUUUCUUGACUAAGAAAUGUGCACCAAUGAAACUUAAUCGUCACACUAAGCCAUGUAUUUAGUUGUUCCCUAAUAAUAUUUGGUACAUGGUUUGGUGAUUGAUCACUAGUAGUCUAUACUGGAAUUUUAUUUCAUCGACUGAUUAGUACCUUGUGAGAUUAGAAAUCAUUUUGGAUGGCUUAACUAUUAUUUUCUGCUUGCAGUAGCACUAAUAGUCUUUUCGCGGAGUAAGUGUUUUUUCUGUUUAAUAGUAGAAUUCUUCCGUAAUUCUGUGAUAACAUUUGUAAACAUGAUUGCUCUGCUCAUUCUUUUAUUUAGUUGUCAAUAUAAUUUCAUUUCAUUGCUUAUUUCUCACAUUAUUUUUUUCCUUUUCCUUUUUUUCUUUGAUUCUUGUGCAUUGGAAAAUAAAUAUUUGUGCACAUAGACCAACAUGAUUACAUUGGACUUCUGCUUCAUAUCUUAUUUAGUCAUAUUUUCUCGUUAUGUUGCCUCCGCGAGAAUCACUUGCUUCAUUAUCAUUGAAAUAUUUUCUCUUGCUUGUCUCUUAGUACUCAAAUUAUUACCAACCACAAAAAACUAUGACUUUGAAAUUCCUUUGAGCCAUAUCAUGGCUCUGAUUAUCUUCAGAUUCUUGUUCUAUAACACUUGUUGCCCUUUUCUAUUUUCCUCAUUCUGGUGUAUCUAUUUUCCUCCUCUUGGGAAUGCUUUUUGCUCCUGUUCCUCUUUCACAGUGCCCUGUGGGCUUCUUUAAAAUACACAAGAUGCCAAGGGCAAGAGCCGCUUCUGUUCAUUCAACUGAACCAGAAAACCCGGUUGAACCUGAGGAACAAGUUGACUUUGAUCCAGAGGUGGAAGAAGAGGUUGAAUAUGAAGAAGUAGAAGAAGAGGUAGAAGAAGAGGAAGAGGAAAUUGUAGAGGAGGAGGUCGAGGAGGAACAAGAAACCACCACUACCAAUGGAAAUAUAGAUGAGAAAAUGGAUGAGGCAGAGAGAAAGAAGCACGAAGAACUCCUUUCUCUUCCUCCUCAUGGAUCAGAAAUUUAUGUUGGUGGAUUAACUCUUAAUGCAUCUGAAGAUGAAUUGAGAAGGUUUUGUGAGUCUGCUGGAGAGGUGACUGAGGUGAGAGUGAUGAAAGAGAAGAAUUCCUCAGAGAAUAAAGGAUAUGGAUUUGUUACUUUCAAAACUGCAGAGUUGGCAUUAAAAGCUAUUGAAGUACUAAAUAAUACUGGAUUCAAGGGUAAAAAAGUGAAGUGUUCAACAUCUCAAGCAAAAAAUCGACUGUUUAUUGGUAAUAUUCCUCGGACUUGGUCAUUGGAUGAUUUGAAGAAAGUUGUAACAAGUAUUGGCCCUGGAGUGAAUAAAGUGGAGUUGAUAAAGUCUACAGACCCCCAAAACCCUUCUCAUAACCGUGGCUAUGCCUUCAUCGAGUAUUAUAACCAUGCAUGUGCUGAAUACUCAAGGAGCAAGAUGUCCGCUCCAAAAUUUAAGUUAGAUGAAAAGUCCCCAACGGUGAGCUGGGCUGAUCCUAGGAGCGGGGACUCUUCUAGUUCUCAGGUGAAGGCUAUUUAUGUUAAGAACUUGCCAAAGGAUGUGACAAAAGAUCAGGUUACAGAGCUAUUCGAGUGUCAUGGUGAAAUCACAAAGGUUGUACUACUCCCAGCAAAGCCUGGACAUGAGAAGAGAUUUGGUUUUGUGCAUUUCAAAGAUAGGUUCAUGGCUAUGAAGGCACUCGAGCACACUGAGAAAUAUGAAUUAGAUGGUGAUGUCCUUGACUGUUCACUAGCAAAGCCUCCGGCAGAAAGUAAAAAACCUGAGCCAGCAUUAAGUGCUCAGGAAGCUGCUUUGCUUCCAAACUAUUCACCUGGGUUUGGAUAUGGUGUCCUUGGAGGUCCAUAUGGUGCUUUCGCCCCAGGGCUUGCUCAGCCCAUGAUUUAUGGAAGGGGGCAUACUCCGUCUGGCGCGGCCAUGGUGCCAAUGAUCUUACCGGAUGGACGACUUGGAUAUGUAUUGCAACAACCUGGCUUUCCUGUGGGCACCCACCAGCAGUAUGGGCGAAACUAUGGUAGCAGUUCAAGCGGAGGGAACAACGAUAGCAGUCGCGGGCGCAGAUUCCACCCCUACUGAAAUCUUUACUGAUUCUUGUUUUGGUUGUAGCUACCAAGAACUUUGUACUGGGGGCCUUGUAUUCACAAGCUUCCAUAGCUAGAGCAAGUUCGUUAAAUUAUCGAUGCUCUAUUUGUAGGCUGGAGUGUUUGAUUUUCUAUUAUCCUUGGACUUCAAUUGAGUUGCUUGAUUAGUAAAUACUAGGAUAAAUCAAACAAUUUGGAUUGUUUA
Messenger RNA from Zingiber officinale, 3641 nucleotides. Its product is annotated as heterogeneous nuclear ribonucleoprotein Q-like. The record is from RefSeq and is a predicted model, not a curated record. Gene Ontology annotation, cellular component: nucleus. Gene Ontology annotation, molecular function: mRNA binding. NCBI's taxonomy places the organism in Eukaryota, Viridiplantae, Streptophyta, Magnoliopsida, Zingiberales, Zingiberaceae. Bases 2010 to 3431 code for a protein of 473 amino acids. The transcript has 8 exons.